AUGGCGUCGUGCCAGGACAAUGUUUUGGAGGGUGAACGAUGCAACGACGUCAUUCUGUAUGAUAUCAUGAAAAAAGUGAGUGAAAUGAAUCGAGCAAAAGGCGUUUCGACCACGGCAGGAUUCGAACCUGCAAUCUUCUGCUCCGUAGGCAGACGCGUUAUCCAUUGCGCCACGCGGCCAGCUGGCUGAGCGAACCCUCGAGGCUAAUGAUAAUGUGCCCGGUUGCAGGCGGCGAAAACGUCAUUGGACCCGGCGGAAAUCCGGCAAAACUCGAUGGAAACGAUGAAAAAAGUGUUUCCGGUGGCGCGCAGCAUGGGCUGCAUUUGUACGGACCACAAAUUUCAGUUUCCCGACUUUGUCAACCAUCGCUAUUGUUCGGUUCGAAUCGCGACGUUCCUAUGUCACGCGAUUGUCUUCUAGCUUAUUUUGAAACGUACAAUAUUUCUGUUCUUCGCCUGCCGUCAUUUUGACCUAUAAACCUAGAUGAUUCCACCUCUCUUCUUAUCCGACAAUACUCUCUUUCUGCUACAAUGCAACUCCACGUUUUCCUCCUCAUUUCGGCCUUGGGCCUACUUCAGGCCUGUCGGUUUAGAGCCCAAGUCCGCUCGGAAACCGAUCGUGACAUUUGGGCCCAGUUCACAUGGCCUAACAAGACUGAAAGUGAGAUUUUCACUUUCACAAAGUUCGGCGAGACACGAAACUUCACCGUCACUGGAACCAUGUGUAAUCUGGCGCCGACUGUGUUAAAAGUGAGUUUUUUGAAAACGCCGCAACUGCUCCGGCGAUCAAAAGUUGUGCAAAAACACCGCGACGACAUAUUGCGGACUCUAAAAUGAUUGUUUUCCGUUUUUUUUUCCCCAAAUGGAAAAAAAAACGGAAAGAAAUGCAUCGCGCGCAGCGUUUUUUCCGGCAGGUCUCGCAGCGAUGCAUGCGGCUACUGUAAGAGACGUUUUAUGAGUGGAUUUACGAAAAUUUUUCUAAUUUUUCAGCGAAAUUGCCACGUUUACCGCUAUUUCCGACCGAUUUCGCUUAAAUUCUUUUUUUUGUUGAUAGUUUUGAGUGCCUCGUUAUAUCGUUCAAAACAUUGAGCUUUUCGGUGAAAAUCGGUUCAAAAUAGCGGGAAAACGUGGCAAUUUCGCUGAAAAAUUGGAAAAAUGUUCGUAAAUCGACUCAUAAAACGUCUCUCACAGGGAAAAUCGCUGCGAGACCCGCCGGAAAAAAAACGCUUUCCGUUUUUUUUUCCAUUUUUUGACAUUGCUGAAUAGGGGGAAAAAAAAACGGAAAACAAUCAUUUUUUCAUCGCCUGAAUAGCCCCAUAAAGCCGCGCAUUUUUUCAGUCCUGGGAAAAAUUCCCGAAAAAAGCGGACAAGCCGACGGGACAAACUUCGGCGCAUCUGGAGGGCAACGGCGGCACCAUCUUCUACAAAAUCUUAGCGAAAGAUGGUCCGGCGGCGGUGAGAUCCGAAGGAAUGCUGUGCGCCUGGGGACAGUGCCGUCUUGGAUGA
Messenger RNA from Caenorhabditis sp. 36 PRJEB53466, 1505 nucleotides. The record is from the annotation of a GenBank genome assembly. NCBI's taxonomy places the organism in Eukaryota, Metazoa, Nematoda, Chromadorea, Rhabditida, Rhabditidae.